This is a messenger RNA of Clonostachys rhizophaga, 642 nucleotides long. NCBI's taxonomy places the organism in Eukaryota, Fungi, Ascomycota, Sordariomycetes, Hypocreales, Bionectriaceae. The record is from the annotation of a GenBank genome assembly.
AUGACCUCAGAUGAAUAUGACUUUCUGGUAUCUUUCUUUGCCUGGAUCUCCCUCCUCGACCACACACACACACACACAAUCCCUCUCUCUCUCGCCGCCGCAGCAGCAACAGCAACCUCAGCAGCAACAGCACCAGCAACAGCCCCCAGCAGCAACAGCAGCAUCAGCAGCAACAGCAGCACCAGCAGCACCAGCAGCAGCACCAGCAGCAGCACCAACAGCAGCAGCAACAUCAUCACCACCACCACCACCAGCAGCCACAGCAGCAGCAGCAGCAGCAACCACAGCAACCACAGCAACCUCAGCAGCAGCACCAGCAGCAGCAGCGGCAAGAAGAAGAAGAAGAGGAAGAGGAAGACGAUGACGACGACGGUGGAGGUUGUCUCCCUGACCUUGGCGGCGGUCGGCGUCGUGGGGGUCGGCAUCAGCUGCGUGGCGCUCUUUCGAGCCCGCCAGCGGCGCCUCCACGGCGCCGGCCAAACGGAGAUGGGCAACCUCGCCCAGAAGAUCCGCGGCGCCGGGAACAGCCUGGCUUCGGCAAUUGAGCCGAAGCCGGCUGUUGAAGUGAGGAGGACCUCGGGGGGUCGGGCCCCCAGUAGCCGCGACGAGGAGGAGGGGGGUGUUGAUCUCGGCACCGUGUAG